AUGGAGUUUGGUGGUAUCACACUUUUCUUGGCUCUCUGCGUUCCCUGCCUUGCCAUCCUCAUUGCCUGGAAGCGCAUGCACAAAGCAGGCAAGCUGCCCCCAGGACCCACCCCUAUACCCUUCCUGGGCAACCUGCUGCAGGUCCGCACCGAUGCUACAUUUCAGUCUUUCCUGGAGCUCAGUAAGAAGUAUGGGCCUGUGUUUACUGUCUAUAUGGGUCCUCGAAGAGUAGUCGUUCUAUGCGGCCAUGAGGCAGUGAAGGAAGCACUAGUCGACCAGGCAGAGGAGUUCAGUGGCCGGGGGGAGUUGGCCUCCAUUGACCGGAACUUCCAGGGACAUGGUGUGGCACUCGCCAAUGGGGAUCGCUGGCGGAUCUUGCGUCGUUUCUCUCUGACCGUCCUUCGAAACUUUGGGAUGGGGAAGCGCAGUAUUGAGGAACGUAUUCAGGAAGAGGCUGGCUUCUUACUUGAAGAAUUCCGGAAAACAAAUGGAGAUCCCAUUGAUCCCACCUUCUUCCUGAGCCGCACAGUCUCCAACGUCAUCAGCUCUGUGGUGUUUGGGAGCCGCUUUGACUAUGAGGACAAGCAGUUCUUGUAUCUGCUGCACCUGAUCAAUGAGAGCUUCAUUGAGAUGAGUACGCCUUGGGCCCAGCUCUACGAUAUGUAUUCAGGGAUCAUGCAGUACCUGCCUGGCCGCCAUAACAAAAUUUACAACCUUAUCGAAGAACUGAAGGACUUCAUUGCAUCCAGGGUCAAGAUCAAUGAGGCCUCUCUGGAUCCCAACAACCCCCGGGACUUCAUUGACUGUUUCCUUGUCAAAAUGCAUCAGGAAAAAGACAACCGUCAGACAGAAUUCAACCUUAAGAACCUGGUCCUCACCACUUUAAACCUGUUCUUUGCUGGGACUGAAACAGUCAGCUCCACACUGCGCUAUGGGUUUCUGCUUCUUAUGAAACACCCAGAGGUGGGAGCCAAGGUCCAAGAGGAGAUUGACCAAGUCAUUGGACGACACAGACUCCCCAAGGCAGAGGACCGGAUGCAGAUGCCGUACACUGAUGCAGUCAUCCAUGAGAUCCAGAGGAUUACAGACAUUGUACCCUUGGGUGUCCCUCAUACAGUCACCCGAGACACCCACUUCCGAGGUUACAUCCUGCCAAAGGGCACUGAUGUCUUCCCUCUCAUUGGCUCUGCUCUCCGAGAUCCUAAGUAUUUCCAAAAACCUGAAACCUUCGAACCCCAGCACUUUCUCGAUGAGCAGGGACGUUUCAAGAAGAACGAGGCCUUCGUGCCAUUUGCCUCUGGUAAGCGCGUGUGUCUGGGGGAGGCCAUGGCUCGGAUGGAGCUCUUCCUCUACUUCACAGCCAUCCUACAGAGCUUCUCCCUCCAAUCUCUGGUUCCCACCAGUGAGAUUGACAUCACCCCCAAGAUGAGUGGCUUUGGCAACAUCCCUCCCACCUAUAAACUCUGCAUUGUGGCCCGUUAA
Trichosurus vulpecula (common brushtail) is the source of this 1482-nucleotide messenger RNA. RefSeq names its product cytochrome P450 2G1. The transcript is spliced from 9 exons. The record is from RefSeq and is a predicted model, not a curated record. The coding region runs from base 1 to 1482 and encodes 493 amino acids. Gene Ontology annotation, molecular function: heme binding; oxidoreductase activity, acting on paired donors, with incorporation or reduction of molecular oxygen, reduced flavin or flavoprotein as one donor, and incorporation of one atom of oxygen; iron ion binding. Gene Ontology annotation, biological process: xenobiotic metabolic process. NCBI's taxonomy places the organism in Eukaryota, Metazoa, Chordata, Mammalia, Diprotodontia, Phalangeridae. Gene Ontology annotation, cellular component: intracellular membrane-bounded organelle; cytoplasm.